GUCACUACCGCUUUAGAAAAGUGGUGGGGAAACGGAAGAAUACACAGCACCGACACCAGCAGUGCGAACGAACCGCACACGUUUAGCCAUAUUAUUGAGUGGAGUGGGAUCUUCAGUUUUUCGUAAUUUAUAUUUUAUAUGAUUUGUAUAUUGUAUUUGCCAGAGUGUAUUUAAGUUCUGCAGAAAUGUCGAAGCGUCGAAUUGAAGUCGUCGAUCCGUACGUGAAGAAAAGAAGUAUCGACCGUGAUGCGGAAAAGGAUAAUACCAAAUCUAAUGAUUCCUUAACCAAGAUAUCACCACUUGGUACACCUUUAUCAUCGUAUCCACCACCAAAACUGCAAAUCAAUCCAUUUACUGGAUUACCAUAUACUCCAAGAUAUCAAGAAUUCUUAAGAAAACGAAUCACAUUGCCAGUAUGGGAGUAUCGGACUCAAUUCAUGCAACUGUUAGAUGAAAAUCAGUGUAUAGUACUAGUAGGAGAAACUGGGUCUGGGAAGACAACCCAAAUUCCACAAUGGUGUGUGGAAUUUUCACGAUCAAAAGGAAAAAGAGGUGUUGCUUGCACACAACCUCGUCGAGUGGCAGCCAUGUCAGUGGCUCAGAGAGUUUCGGAAGAAAUGGAUGUGUGUUUAGGACAAGAAGUCGGAUACAGCAUUAGGUUUGAAGAUUGUUCUUCACCCAAAACUCUACUCAAGUACAUGACUGAUGGUAUGUUGCUUCGAGAAGGCAUGUCUGAUCCAAUGCUGGAGAAUUACCAAGUCAUUUUGCUUGACGAAGCUCAUGAAAGAACUCUAGCUACAGAUAUCCUUAUGGGUGUGCUAAAGGAAGUGAUAAAGCAGAGAUUUGAUUUAAAAUUAGUUAUUAUGUCUGCUACUCUUGAUGCUGGCAAAUUUCAGCAAUAUUUUGAUAAUGCCCCACUAAUGAAUGUACCUGGCAGAACACAUCCUGUGGAAAUAUUCUAUACUCCUGAGCCAGAAAGAGAUUACCUUGAAGCGGCAAUUCGAACAGUGAUUCAAAUUCACAUGUGUGAGGAAAUUGCUGGAGAUGUUCUAUUGUUCCUAACUGGGCAAGAGGAAAUAGAAGAAGCUUGUAAAAGAAUAAAGAGGGAAAUUGAUAAUCUAGGCCCAGAAGUUGGUGAACUUAAGUGCAUUCCUUUAUAUUCAACUCUGCCUCCAAAUCUUCAGCAGCGCAUCUUUGAACCUGCACCUCCGAACAAACACAAUGGUGCCAUUGGUCGCAAAGUGUACAAUCCCCGCAUUAGAGUCGAGUCCCUUUUAGUGUCUCCCAUUAGUAAAGCCUCAGCACAACAAAGAGCUGGUCGUGCUGGACGAACAAGACCUGGUAAAUGUUUCCGGCUGUAUACAGAAAAGGCAUUCAAACAAGAAAUGCAGGACAAUACCUACCCAGAAAUUUUACGAUCAAAUCUUGGAUCAGUCGUGUUACAACUUAAAAAGCUUGGCAUUGAUGAUUUAGUUCAUUUUGACUUCAUGGACCCUCCAGCCCCGGAAACUUUGAUGAGAGCAUUGGAGCUAUUAAAUUAUUUAGCAGCACUGGAUGAUGAUGGAAAUUUGACAGAUCUUGGUGCUGUUAUGGCAGAAUUUCCUCUGGAUCCUCAGUUAGCAAAAAUGUUGAUUGCCAAACAUGCUAAAAGCAGCGACAAGUUAGAAUCUUUUGCAGAAGUAGUGGUUGAAACAGAUUCACUGGCAUUUGCUGCUAGUGCGAUGUGUGUGGACGCAACUAAAUUGGUUGGAUGCGGGCUCCCCCCUCUCCUCCACUGUUUAGUCCCACAGUGCUUUGUGCGGCCCAACGAGGCCAAGAAGGCUGCAGACGAUGCCAAGAUGAGGUUCGCGCACAUCGAUGGCGAUCACCUUACCCUGCUCAAUGUGUACCAUGCGUUUAAACAGAAUACGGAGGAUCCCCAGUGGUGUUAUGACAAUUUUGUCAACUACCGAUCACUGAAAUCUGGCGAUAAUGUAAGGCAGCAGUUGUCACGAAUUAUGGAUCGCUUUAGUUUGAAGAGGACAUCUACAGAAUUCACUUCUAAGGAUUACUACAUCAACAUCAGGAAAGCUCUAGUGUCAGGAUUUUUUAUGCAGGUUGCACACUUAGAACGGACUGGUCACUACCUCACCAUUAAAGAUAACCAGGUUGUACAACUACAUCCGUCUACGUGUUUAGAUCAUAAACCAGAAUGGGUGAUAUACAACGAAUUUGUGUUGACAACUAAAAAUUACAUCAGGACAGUCACAGACAUAAAACCGGAAUGGCUGUUGAAAAUAGCUCCACAGUAUUAUGAUCUAAAUAAUUUCCCUCAGUGUGAAGCUAAGAGACAACUAGAAUUACUUCAAGCUAAAAUGGAAACGAGACAAUACCAAGAAGGAUUCUGAUACUAUUCACAAGGCUAGUUAAAUCCAUUUAUACUAAAACAUAGUACUGUGCAAAAACACUUUACGGGAUGGCAUUAAGUUGAUUAGUUUGAAUCAUACUGGUGGAGCAAAUGUGUUGUGCAUUUUUGAGAGUGCAAUUUGAUAGGAUACUUAAGUUAUUACAUUCCCAGGAAAGUACUACAAUUCUUGGAAACAGUGAUUUGUGUUUUUUAGUAUGGUCUGGAAACAAAUCUUGAAAGUUGUGUACUUGCAGUUUGGGUAUUCCCCUACACAAACUUCACGAUUACUGAGAAGAAAAAUUUUGUAGCAGUUUUCUAAUAUUUUGUUUCAAAAGGCUUCACCUAGUAUUUUAUACUUGCCAUUGCAUUGUGCUUUUUUCUUUUUGUUUUGCUUUUCAUGUAGGUAGUCUGAAAUGAAUUUACCACCAAGUGGAUCAGAUAUUGAACUGUGGUUGGUAGGGAAUUCUUUUUCAGCUUAAUUCAAACUCAAAAUAGUUUUGUCACAGAUGAUUUGUAAUGUAUAUACAGUACAAAAUAUGUUCUCCUGUUUUAAGGACAUUUUUCAGCAUAUAUGAUUAAUUCUAAACAAAUAUUAGAUGUAUAUUGUUUUUCAUGGUAAUGUUUGCAAUCUAGAGAAUAAAACUAAAAUAAUCUUAUAUAUACUUUUGUUUUAUUUUGAAUAGAAUUUGUCUUUUCAUUUCAUUACUGAACCUUUUAAUAGUUUAAAAUUUCCCACAUGCUGACCAUUUUUGAAUGGUCAGCCCAGGGGAUUGAUAUUUCAAUUAUGUUCAAAUAGAAGUGAUUACUCAAGUUUCAGAAAUUGUAUUGUCCAAAGAAAAGUAUUGAGGUUUAUCAAUAUGCUUAAAAACAUUUUUUAAAUUAUAAUUUGGAGAGCAUUUUGAAGAUUCUUGGUACUUAAGUUACAAUAAUUUCUGAUUUUUUUUUCUCUCCCAAAUUUUGGUUGAAUUAUAAUUUUUAUGCAGUUAUAUUGAAAUAUUUGUUCCGAGUAAGAAAAUUGAUGUAAUGAAUGUUGUUAAGUGGAAUUUUGUAUUAAACUUCAGUUUUGUUAAAAAACAAUCAGAUUAAAGAUUAGAAUUCAGUAAAUAAACAUGAGGAAAGUUGGUUUAUUUCACCACCAAGUCAUGACAUACAAUGUUUCAGUGAUUCUAUUCAUAGUCAUCUUUGGCGAAAAUUAAAUUUAAUAAAUAUUAAAAAUGAACUUGAUGAGAAUGUUGGGGACGAUUGUCAUACGUGCUUACCCGAUUUCUUCUUCAUUCAUACUAAUCGAGUUAAUUUUUUAAGUAUUUAAAACAUUGUAAAGAUGAGUCAAAAAUACUGAGAACUCAAAAUUUGUGUUAUUAUUUAUUUUGUAUACAAAUGAAAAACUAGAAAGUAGUUUUCAAAUUACCCCAUUCAAAUAUGAGUCAAAUUAUUUUAUGGGCUUUUAUCAACUAGCUGAAGGUAUAAACACUUGCCUGAAACUUCUGUAAUAUUAUAAUUGAGAAUGUCACUAUUGAGUAUAAAAUUGUAUUGAGUGAUUUAAAUAAAAAAUAUAUUAUAUAUUAUAUAUAUAUAUAUAUAUAUAUAUAUAAUAUUCAUAUAUAUAUUAAUUUAAAUCAAUAUUUAUUUGUAAUAUUUGAAAAUAUAUUUGUAUUAAAUAUCAUGAUUCUCUACAUUAUAUUUAAAUAUUUGUAAAAUAAAAAUUACUUGGUUUAAAGUAUUUAACUGCCUAACAUUAUUACAAGUAGUGGCGGAUUUUAAUGAAAUGUAAUAUUUUUUCUUUGUGCUUUAGGACAAUGCUAUUAAGUAUAGAAAGUUUUUAUGUUAUGACGAAACAAAAUUACCCAUUUUAUGUCAUUUUUGUCGAUUUAGACUAAUAAGUCAUUUUUUUACUUUUUCGUCAUUUUUAAUGCACUUUUCGCUGAUUUCAUUGUUUUAAUAUCAUUUUAAUGGUACUUGCUUCAAACAAUAUUUACGAGGUGCCACAAAUGUUAACCUUUGAAUUCUUGAGUAGCCUAUUAAAUUUCUUCACUCAUAUCUUGUAAUGUCACCUGUUGUGAGUACUAUGCAAUCUAAGGUUCCUGUGAUGCCUAUUGUCAGUUCAGUUGUUUUUGUGAUAAAUAAAGGCAGAGAUUUUCUUUAAGGAAGAAAACACACACACACACACAAUCAAGUUUGCAGACUGAGUUUAUUUUAACAAAAGGAAGAAGCCUGGAUUACAUCAGUAACACCCAAUAGCUUGAGUAGUUGAUUUGAAGUGUUUUUAUUCAUUGUUUCUUCCGUCAUUGUUCUUUAUUUUUACGGCAUUUUAAGAGCAUUUAAUGAUCAUUUUUGGCAAUCUCUUAGGUCAUCAAAAUCCACUCCUAGUUACAGGUUUUUCUAUGAGUUCCGUUGGUUUUCAAUAAUAAGUGCUUUUUAAUUAGGGCAGAAUUGCACAAAAGAGAUGGUAAAAUUUGUUUGAACGAAAAAUGCCUUUUUUUUCUAAAUCGUACUAAUAGAUGGUGCCACAAGCCUAUUCAGUAAUGGGGACGCAAUUGGGGUGGCAUUGCUCCAGCCUCUUCAAAGAGAUAGUAUUUUCAUUUUUUAUAAAAUUACAAAACUUUAAUGAUGAAAAAUAAUUUAAUAAAAACUGGUGGCAUAAACUUUUUUCUGCUUUUUUAGUAAUUAAGGAUAAAUAAAUCACUUAACGAUUUUGGUUUAAAGUAAAAUAUCAAUUUUAAAACAUCUUAUUUGAAUAAAAAAUGAUUUAAACCUAAAUAAUCUGAUUUAUUUGUUCAUUUCAAACGCUUUGUUAAUAUCAAAAAUUAAGAUUGGAUAACUUCUCAUAAUUUCAUUUGUGUGUGUGUGUGUUUUUAAGUUGAAGAUACCUAUACAUCGUAGUGGUGUAAUAUUGUUUCCAGCAGUUUUUCUGUUAAAUUGUAUUCGUUUUCUUACACAAAGAAUAUUUGGCAGGCAUGUUUUUUUGCAUGGUUUUCCUUAAAAUAUUCCGAAACCACUAAUUGUAUUUUGUAACGUUAUAAAUGAAGUAAUAUUUGUUGAUUUUUGUUUUUCUGCAAGUUAAUAGAUCCUUAAAGAUUUAAUUAUUAAUCUUGCUGUUUUAUUUCCUUUGACUCUAGUGAUUGUGGAUUUUUAAGUGAUUAACACUAAUAAAUUUAUUGUAAUCUGUCUUAAGAGUCCCUGUUUUAUCAAAAAACACUACAUAUUUUGUAUAUAUCUUCUCUUUUUUAUGUCAUUGUUUGUAAACCGGUGCUUUGUGGGCUUCAGGAAACAUGAGUUAUCCAGUGAAUCCAGUGAAAGUUUGUUUAAUUAAAAUAUUUGUUCUUAAAUAUGUAGCUUAUGAUUUUGCCCAAGUUUGUGCCCAUACCUACUUAUAAAAUAUCUCUAGAUCAUAAUUUACUUGUUGAUAAUGUAAGUUUAAUAUUAAUGCUGAUUAAUUUUUGUAUAAAACAUUUUCUCCGUUAUAUCAAUACUUGCCUAUUUUUUCUCUAUUAGCACACUGAAAAUUCAAAUUGUUUUAUUCAUUUUGCAACUUUGCAUGUAUCUCACAAGUGAUGUUCUCUGUAUUGUUUGAUAUAUUUUAAAUUUGAAUAUUGUUUUUAAUAUUUGUUUAGUGAAUAUAUAUAGUGAUUUGUAUGUUAUGGAAUGUUACACAAUUUGAUCCUUUUAGUACAAGACUUAGCAUUUAUGUACGUUGAUGCUCUGAACAAAACAAGCUUCAAAUUUUCCUGUGCAUUUCCUGUUAAUGUGUAUAUUUUUCUAUUAUAUUAGUUUAUGUAUAAUUUUUAUCUCGUAGAUUUGCGGAAUUGCCAUUGAGAAAUGCAUUAAUUUGGAACAAACGUAUACUGGAGAGAAUGUAGAAUUAUGACUUGUAAUCCAUUUAUUAAAACAAGUGUAUUAGGAGUAAAAAGUGUUUUUUCUUUAAUUUGUUGUAAAUAGUUAAUCAGUUUUUCAUUGCUCUUGCAAUGGAUGGUUUUGAGUUGGUGUAUGGGGAGUAGUUAUGAAAAGGUUUUUGUGUUCAGCAUACUUAAUUAAAUUGGAAAAUAAGGGGGUAUCCUAUUUGUAUGCACCUACAUAGUAGAAUUAUGGCAUUCUAUAUUAGUCAGAAACUUGUAUUAGUUUUUUCUUCAAAAUUGUAUUGUUUAAAUUGCCUAAUAAUUUCAGAAUACUAUUUGACCCAAUUGUAAGAUACUAGUGGAUGUUAUGGUUGUUGGAUCAAAAGGUGGAUAGCUGACAGUUAAGGGGCUGUUACAAAACGCCUUAAGGGACAGGGCUCACAUGUGAUUAAAAUGAAUGAGAGGACAGGAGGUUAAUGAAAAAUUAACUUUAAUCAAUAUUUUUGUAAUAUGUUAUUCAUGAGUGUGUUUUGAAUGUUUAUGAAUGUUCA
This is a messenger RNA of Gryllus bimaculatus (two-spotted cricket), 6770 nucleotides long. The record is from the annotation of a GenBank genome assembly. Lineage: Eukaryota; Metazoa; Arthropoda; Insecta; Orthoptera; Gryllidae.